AAAACAUUUCUCCAUUUGCGUAUGCCCUCCCCGCGUCUCUAAAACUGUCGACUGGCCGAGUUUCGCCGCCCUACCGCCGGAGUUCACCUGCUCUUUCGAUGGCAAUUCUCUCUGAUUACGUAGAGGAAAACCAGAUGCAGACGACAUCAAUGAAGCUGCUUACCGCCUCAUUCGAUCUGCCAAACCCUUUAGGGUUUCUGGAAAAGGUCUUUGAGUUCAUGGCGCGAGAGAGCUUUUUAUUCAAGAGCUAUUCCUUGAUAAAGGACAUUGAAUGCUGUGGUUAGAAUGGUGAGGGAGAAAUUGGUUGUCGAGGAGAAGAAGAGGAAAGAAUUGAAGACUGAACUAAGUGCAAAAUCUGAAAAGAUAGUGGAGGAGCUACCAUGGGCUAUAGAUGUGGAAAUGGAAGAGUUGAAGCCGGAAGUCAAGUAAAAGGAAAGUGUUAUUAAAGAUGAGGAGAAAAAAGGACCUCAAGUUGUCUCGUUCCAGAAGGAAAAGGGAGAAGCCCUCACAACUCGCUAGUCGCUGCCGCCCCUCUCCCUCGACCGACGAUUUCUUUUCAAGAAUUUAAAGGGAGUCAUCAAGAUUCGAGGAUUUGUUUUCUUCUCGUCAAUCGUCCCAUUUGAUGUUAUCAAAAAUGCAGUCAACUCCUAACAAAGGCAAUGGUCUUGAUAUGGAUAAGUACUAUUGGGGUCAAACUUUGCAAGAGGCAAAUGUCGUUGUUCCUGUACCUCCUGGAACAAAGUCAAGUUUCAUUGUGUGUGAAUUUAAGAAGAACCAUCUUAAAGUUGGUCUCAAAGGUCAUCCUCCAGUUAUUGACGGUGAACUCUUCCAGCCUAUUAAGGUAGAUGAUAGCUUCUGGACUUUAGAGGAUAAGAAAUCUGUCUCAAUCCUCCUUACCAAGCAGAACCAGAUGGACUGGUGGAAGUAUCUGGUGAAGGGUGAACCAGAGAUUGAUAUCCGGCAAGUAGAACCUGAAACCAGCCAACUUUCAGAUUUGGACACCGAAACACGUUCAACGGUGGAAAAGAUGAUGUUUGACGAACGACAAAUAUCCAUGGGCCUUCCAACUAGUCAUGAAUUGCUGAAGCAAGAGAUUAUAAAAGAUAUAUUUGGCUGAGCAUCCAGAGAUGGAUUUUAAGGGGUAGAAGUUUGCUAGUGAGCCGGAGAGGGCUUUCUGGGCUGGUUAUGUUGCUUCUCAAUAUUAUACCUCUGUCGAUAAAAACUAUUGGUAAUCCUUUUGGGCUUCUCGAUUGACUUUUAAACUGCUUUGUUUUUGUGUAACUUUUUUCUCCUGGUCCAUCUGAGAGGCUUCUUUUUAAUAUCUUUCGUCUAUAUGAACCCGUUUACAGUAUUGAACAUAGUGUUAUAUUAUAACUUUACUGUUACUCAACUAUUUUCAUUAAA
Messenger RNA from Olea europaea var. sylvestris, 1404 nucleotides. Its product is annotated as protein BOBBER 1-like. The transcript is spliced from 8 exons. The record is from RefSeq and is a predicted model, not a curated record. The coding region runs from base 623 to 1117 and encodes 164 amino acids. Gene Ontology annotation, cellular component: cytoplasm. Gene Ontology annotation, biological process: protein folding. Lineage: Eukaryota; Viridiplantae; Streptophyta; Magnoliopsida; Lamiales; Oleaceae.